Molecule: messenger RNA, 6065 nt
Organism: Hemicordylus capensis (graceful crag lizard)
Lineage: Eukaryota; Metazoa; Chordata; Lepidosauria; Squamata; Cordylidae
Gene: FA2H
Product: fatty acid 2-hydroxylase
Exons: 7
Coding region: 44-1162 (372 amino acids)
Biological process (GO): lipid biosynthetic process; fatty acid metabolic process
Cellular component (GO): membrane; endoplasmic reticulum
Molecular function (GO): fatty acid 2-hydroxylase activity; iron ion binding; heme binding
Source: RefSeq, a predicted model, not a curated record
CAGCAGCAGCAGCAGGAGGAGGAGGCAUUGCGCGCCGCCCGCGAUGGCUCCCCCGCCCGCCGCCGGACCGCGCUCCUACAGCCGCGCCGAGGUGCAGCAGCGCUGCGCGGAGGGCGCCUGCCUGGUGCUCACCGGCCGCCGCAUCUACGACCUGUCCGCCUUCGUGCGCCGCCACCCGGGCGGCCAGCAGCUGCUGCUGGAGCGCGCCGGCACCGACGUGAGCGCCGCGCUGGACGGCCCGCCGCACCGGCACUCGGACAACGCGCGCCGCUGGCUCCAGCAGUACUACGUGGGCGAGCUGGACGCGCAGAGCUGCCUCCAGAAAUGGAAGUCGGCCAGCCCCCAAGCCGGAGUGACGACAGAGAGGAGGAUGGAUCCCAGAUGCAAAGCAGUGGAUGACGAUAACGACCUCGUGGACUGGCGUAAACCAUUGCUCUGGCAGGUGGGCUACUUGGGAGAGAAGUACGAUGAAUGGGUGCAUCAACCGGUGGAUCGGCCUAUUCGCUUAUUUCACUCGGAUUUCAUUGAGUCUCUCUCCAAAACAGCCUGGUACAUGGUAAUUGCAGUCUGGAUCCCAGUGGUGCUCUGUUUUAGUUGGCAUGGCUACGUGUCCCUCGCCCAGGAAGACACCCAUCUCUUUUCGACAUUCACAGAGGUCUAUGCCAUCCGUGUUCACAAAUACUACUUCCCACUGCUCUUUCUGGUGGGAAUGUGCAUUUGGUCCCUGCUGGAGUAUCUCAUCCACCGCUUUGUCUUCCACAUGAAGCCGCCUUCCACCAACUAUUAUCUGAUCACCCUGCAUUUCCUGAUGCAUGGCCAGCAUCACAAGUCUCCCUUUGACGACUCCCGCCUGGUCUUCCCACCGGUCCCCGCGUCCUUCAUCAUUGGCUUUUUCUAUGUCGUUGUAAAGUUUAUGUUUCCUGGAGGAUUUGGGACCUCCCUCUUUACUGGGGGUCUCUUUGGCUACGUUAUCUAUGACAUGAUGCAUUACUAUCUGCAUUAUGGGUCACCAAAGAAAGGCACCUACCUGUAUGGACUGAAGGCCUACCACGUGAAGCACCACUUUGAACACCAGAAAGCAGGUUUUGGCAUUACCAGCAGGUUCUGGGAUCGUCCGUUUCAGACGCUCAUCCCAGAGGAAACCUUUGGGACAGAAGACUAGCAUCUGUAGUCCCCUGUUGGUGGCCUGGCCCCUGUUGCUCCUGGGCAGCCCCCUGCAGAACUGGAAGAGGCAGGCUUGGAGGCCUGUGACCCGGGGAGAAAGGACUGUCAUUUUGCUCCACUGCUCUUGGAGGUCUGCUUACUCUAUCCACGUCUUCUUGGCAGCAGUGUGCCUUCAGACGGGCCGCUGUGCCUUGGAACUCUGCAGAAGCUAACGGAGGGGAGAGAGCCCGGCUGCACGACUGUAGUCAGGAGGCGCUGUCCACGGGAGAAGACUCUGCUCUGCUCUGCUCAGCUGUCUUUGAAGUGCCCCAGGAUCCAAGGGUCAAAGUUCCAUUGCUGAGCAUAGGUGGCCGUUCUCUUGCGGGAAACUCUUAUCCCAUGAUGCAACGUGGUAUGCAGACUGCUUCUGCCUGUCGCGUCUCCGACAUCUAGCACUGCCCGUGCUUGCAGAAUGGUCAACAGGGGUGGCAGGCAAUGGCGGGCACGUCACCCUCCUGGUUGCCGUCUCCGGGUGAAUAAUUGGGGUGAGGGGAAAGGGGUACUGCUUCCCCACAGGCCAGAGCCAACUCUGAUCUUUGGGUGUGUGGAAUGACAGUCCCUUCAGUUCUCGUUAGUGCAGGGCUCCGUGGAUUCUCGGUGUCCUCAAAUUUGCUAUGCAAGUGCAGGAUUCAGCACACGUUAUUUAUUAUGAUGAUUACAUUUAUAUCCCGCUUUUCCUCCAAGGAGCCCAGAGUGGUGUACAUGGUUAUGUUUACUGAAGCUGGAAAGAACUGGAGAGAUCAAAUCCAGCCACCUGUCCUUAGGCAGAGGAUUCUGUGCCAAAAUGUCCCUCCCCAGUUUUUCUCCCGUCACUUGUGAUGCUUCUUACAAUUCAGAAGGUGGGGGAUUGCAUAGAUACACUCAGCCUCAUAGAUGCAUUCAGCUUUAUUCAGAAUUGGGGAUUUGGGGGGCUGGCUUUGGGGGUCAAUUGCAUGUGAUAAAGGUGGGGGUUGGGUGUGUUGUUUUUGAAGAGAAGGGAGAAAGAAAGGCUAUCCCCAUAUGUGAAAAGUUGGAACGCAAUGUGGGUCCCCUUGCAAUAAAUAGCAGAUCAAUUAAGAUAUAUUGCACAAUUAUAACCAAGUAAUCUUCUACAGUGAUCCAACACAGAAAGCUCCAGUUGAAUCCAAAAGGAAGCCGGCUAGAAAUCCUCAUAAGAAUAUAUCUGGAGCACUGGAGUUGGGUCAAACUGGUUCAGACAUCAUUCGUCAUCAUGGCUUAUUUUAACUAAGGUUUGUUUAAGAAACCUGAAUUGCUGUCACAGAUGAUCACCAAAUCUUGGGUUUGUUCUCCUUAUGAUAUAGGCUUGCCUCUUUCUAUAGCUGAGCUCAGACGUCUCACAGAACCUCUGUUAACUCUGAGCUCCAUGUGAUGUCCCUCAGCCUCCCAACCAUGGAUUGGUCACAACAUCUGAACCCACCAAUCUCAGCUUAUUUUCACCUACUGGCUUGAGUUAACCUGCGAUCUGAACCCGAGGCUUGAAGUGAUUUUCAGAACUCAGGUUCUCUGAAGCCAGUAGGUUAAAAUAAGCUGAGACUGGUCAUAACUAACCAUGCUUAGAUGAAAUAAGCCAUGUUUCUUAACUAACCAUGGUUAGAUGCUCACGUAGGGAUGGGAGAGGGAGCAUGCGCUCACAAGACUGAGGGAUGUUGUGCAGAACUCAAGAGUUAACAGAGAUUCUGCAUGAUUUCUGAACCAGCCCAGUAUGAGUGUUCUAUAAGGGCAGAGCUCAACCAAGAUUAAGCCAUGAUUGUGGGUUCAGACAUCACAUGGUUGGGACAAACAAACUUCAAACCUUGAAUUCAGAUUGUGGCUUACCUGCCUGAAAUAAACCACAGCUUAUUGAUUGGUGUUCAUACAAACUAACUGUGGUUUGAUGAAAUAAGUCAUGGUUCUGCAUAAUGGCCUAUCCUCUUUGUCUGUGCUGUGUUUUUUCAUAGCCUUCAUGAAUUCCCCAAAUCAUAUGUCACUACUAACAAGUUGCACACUUACAUCACAUGGUCUCUACCUUUGAAGGGAAUCCCAGUUUUUGACCUGUUCUGGCAUGUGCCUUAAUCAUAAAUUCCAGAACAUGGCAAUAGUCUGUCAUUUCUAGGCAUGACUUUCAACAACAGUAUUGUACAAAUCCAUCAUGUGGGUAAUUACAGACACUAAUUACAAGAGUUGCAAAGCAGGCAUGGAAUUAUUUUUAUAAGAUUCUACGGCAUGCCAUGUUUGCAAUACAAGUUGAUCUGCCACUUUAUUGUAAGGUAGGGGGCACACUUCUUUCUCAAGGCGGAGGUGAUGCCAGCACCCCCUUCCCUGCCUCUCAGCUGUGAUUUGGGGAGGAGUGUUAGUGACUCCUGUUCCACUCCUGAUUGUAAGUAGCAGCUCAACCCACUCCUACCAGUAAGAUGCAAUAAGCCACAGGAGCAUCCCACAAGGGUCCAGUGUGCUCUGCACCCAGCGACCUGACAGACCAGCACACCCCCACCUCUGAAUCCUGCUCAUUGCGUUUCCUUUCAGAAUGAGCCUGGAGGGAGCUGAGCUACGUGAGCUCCUUGGGUUGUGCCAUGGUGGGGGCCCUUGUCCUUCUGCUUUCAUUUUGCCGGUGACUCCAGGAGCCAGGCGUCAGUUGGCCCCCCAGGACUGGUUUGGGGGUUUCUUGCAAGAAGGCAGAGUUGGCAGGGUUCUGGCAGACACCCUGCAGGACUGGGACGCCCCCCCCUGCAUCUUCCUCCCCGAUCUGUCACCUCUCCUCCAGCAAAGCUCAUCGAUGGCUGAGGGAAGGCCACUAGCGACCCCUGGCUCCUAGGAAGAGGCAACCUGUGCUGCUCUCUUUGAGAUUCCCUCUUUCUAUCUCUUUCCCCUUUCCAUCUGGACCCUGUUGCAGAUUCUUUUCUUUUCUUUUUCUUUUUCUUUUCUUUUCUCUUUUCUUUCUUUCUCCCCCCUGCCAAAGAAAACCAAUAGUGCCUCAAAGCAAAUGUGGUCUCUCUCGCUACGCCACUGAGAAAACGGGUGCAGUCUGUGCUGGGGCAGCCACCUGAUAGAUGAUGUGCCGGUUUGGGUCCCCCCCCUUUUAUUCUGGGUCUGCAUUUGCAUGUCCAAGGGCAAAUAGGGUCUGGCACUUAUGGGUUACGGGCACUCCCCAAGUUACGAAUACCUGUACAUACGAACAAAGCUCCAUAAAAUAUUGCAUUAAGGCAGUCCCCAACUUAAAACCGCCAGCCAGUCAUUACUCUUGGAAAGUACCUGCAUUCCGAAUUAGGACCAUCCAUCUUACAAAUCAACCUUGGAACACAGCCCAUUUGUAAGUUGGGGACUUCCUGAAUUCAGGAGCAGCUUCCUGCCUUCUGUACCAUUCACAUGCUAUCUGAGAUAGAAGAAACAUCGUCUCUUUCUCCUCCAAGCAGGUUUGCGAGACUAUCCUAGUGUCCCUAGACAAAAAUGGGACCGAAGCACUCUGGCAAAAGGCUUGCAUGGACUAGCAGCUCUUUAAUGAGGAGCCUGUAAUCUUGCUGCUACUCUGCUUUUUAUUUCUGUUUCUCUGGGCAUAUCUAUUUUUAGCCUACUUCCAGUAGGCUUUAUGAGAUCACCUGGCAUUUUGUGUGUGUGUCCAUCUGUGUGUGUCGUCCCCCCUGCCCCCAUCAAUUUCGCAAUGCCUGGACCAAUAUGAACCAAACCAGGUACAGUUGUAGGGACACCUCAGUGGCAUAGUUGGUGUUGAUUUCAUCCACCCCAAUUCAAGAUGGUGGACACAUGAAUGUUUGAGGGCGCAAGUCGGAUAACUUGUGAACUGCCUAACUGAUUUGGACCAAAUUUAGUCCAGUUGUAGAGGCAACGAAAGUAGGCUGAUUAGUUCUUACUAGACAAAUUGUUAUGUGACUAUAUAAAAUCAAUGCGUAUAAUGGUGCCCCCCCCCCGGAAUACUGGCAACUCUGCAGGUGCUCAGAGAUUAGGCAGCCCUGUGCUGCAGUUCCCUGGAGAGAAGGAAUCCCCUCCUAAACCUGUUCAAGGCUGUGGUGCAAAGCUGCCCACCAGUGACAAGAGGGAGGAAGUGAAAGCCUACUGAGAGACGAUUAAAGGGAAGUGUUGGUGUGUGAAGAUGGUCCGUGUGUGCCAUUAGUUUUCCGGGCGAAAGGGCUUCCUUUUCUAGGGCUCUCCUCUUGCGCCUCCUGUUAAAUGGGUUUGCUGCUGACCAGGUUGCCACACACAGAGCAGUCUUGUCGCAAUAGCAGUGAACUGGACUGUCCUGGGGCGGCCCUUCCGUGAGGCAGGGUGUGGCAGUCAUCUCAGGUAGCAGAUUACGGGGGCACCAAUGGGGUGGCAAGAUGCCGCUCUGCCCCCCACGUUAAGAAGGGGAAGGGGCUGUGCACAAGGGCGGGGCAGCCUUUAGUGGCCUGCUUCAGGCGCACAGGGAUCUGGAGCCACACUGAGGUUCCUACGGUUUGGUGAGCUUUCUCCAGGCCCCGAAGGGAGUGACUUUACACCAGGAUGGCACGACUUUGCCCCUCCUGCCUAUGUUGGCCUACAACUCCCAUGAUUUCUCAUUUUUCAAUGUCUGUUGAAAAAGAACACCUGUUUUAUUAGGCUUUUUGGUUUAUGACGUUUUAAAGUUUUAUUGAUGGUAAUUUUGAUUGGGGUUUUUUUUGUUUUUGUUUUUACAAACCCUCUAUUUGGGGGUUUUAGUUGUUGUUUGGUUUCGGUUGUAAACUGCCCUGAGAUUUUAUAAAGGGCAGGAUGAAUGUAGACAAAUAAAUAAAUAAUAGAGAAUAAAUAAGCCAGUGAGCUGUGGCUAUUGGCCACUGUGGCUGGGAAUUUUUAGAGCUGUACUCCCCAAACACCUGGAGGGCCAAAGUUGUGCAGCCUGGCUCUAAUCGCUAUUU